Messenger RNA from Theobroma umbraticum, 1072 nucleotides. Its product is annotated as 2-alkenal reductase (NADP(+)-dependent)-like. Gene Ontology annotation, biological process: response to oxidative stress. Gene Ontology annotation, molecular function: 2-alkenal reductase [NAD(P)H] activity. The record is from RefSeq and is a predicted model, not a curated record. NCBI's taxonomy places the organism in Eukaryota, Viridiplantae, Streptophyta, Magnoliopsida, Malvales, Malvaceae.
AUGGCGACGGGAGCCAUUGAUGAAGCAAGCAACAUGAAGGUGAUAUUGAAACACUAUGUAUCCGGUUCUCCACAAGAAACAGAUAUGCACCUGACUGCAGGGACCAUCAAACUAAAAGCAUCAGCGGGCUCCAACGCAGUUGUUGUCAAGAAUCUUUUUCUCUCCUGUGAUCCCUACAUGAUUUUCAAAAUGAUGAAGCUCGAAAGACAUUAUUCUGACCCUUACACGCCUGGUUCACCUAUAACUGGAUAUGGCGUGGCUAAAGUUUUAGAUUCUGCACAUCCAGACUUCAAAAAGGAUGAUUUGGUCUGGGGAUUAACUGGUUGGGAAGAGUAUAGUCUGAUUACGGAGACAAAUCACAUGUUCAAAAUUCGACACACAGAUGUGCCUCUUUCCUUCUAUGCUGGAAUUCUUGGUAUGCCUGGUAUGACUGCAUAUAUUGGUUUCUAUGAGCUUUGUUCUCCUCAGAAAGGAGAAUAUGUCUUUGUUUCAGCAGCAUGUGGUGCAGUUGGUCAGCUCGUGGGGCAGUUCGCUAAGCUGCAAGGGUGCUAUGUCGUUGGUAGUGCUGGAAGCAAUGAGAAGGUUGAUCUGUUGAAGAACAAAUUUGGAUUUGAUGAGGCUUUCAACUAUAAAGAAGAGCCAGACUUUACUGCAACAUUGAAAAGGCUCUUUCCUGAAGGCAUCGACAUUUACUUCGAUAACGUGGGAGGAAAGAUGCUGGAUGCAGUUCUACUCAACCUGAGAGUCCGUGCUCGCAUUGCUGUGUGCGGGAUGAUCUCUCAGUACAACCUUGAGCAGCCUGAAGGCGUGCACAAUUUGACGUCGAUCGUGAUGAAACAAGCCCGAAUGCAAGGAUACCUGGUCUUCGAGUACUACCACCUCUAUCCGAAGUAUCUGGAAAUGAUAUUGCCAAAGAUUAGGGAAGAGAAAGUAGUGUACGUGGAAGACAUAGCCGACGGCCUCGAGAAUGCUCCAGCAGCGCUAGUUGGGCUCUUCAGUGGCCGAAAUAUUGGAAAACAAGUGGUUGCUGUUAAUUGCUUGUGAAAUUGUGAUCGAAUCCAAUUGCAAAGGG